Hyaloperonospora brassicae is the source of this 2256-nucleotide messenger RNA. NCBI's taxonomy places the organism in Eukaryota, Oomycota, Peronosporomycetes, Peronosporales, Peronosporaceae. The record is from the annotation of a GenBank genome assembly.
AUGAGCGCUCCCGUGCGCGACCAGCGCUUCCAGAAAGUGCACCAUGACCCGAGAUUCGCUCGCACUUCGAAGCGCAAGAACAAACUGCAGGUUGACCGCCGGUUUGCUGCGGCCCUCACGAACGAGCGAUUCCAGAGCGCGCAGGGAAAGUACGAUAAGUAUGGACGUCGCAUCGAGAAGAGGUGCAAUGAGAUGAAGGAGUUUUAUCGUCUGGAGGAGAAGGAGGUGGAGGGAGAAGAAGAAGAGGAAGAAGAGGAGAAAAACGAGCAGAAGAAUGACAGCGAUACAGACGAUGGAGAGCCGAAGACUGUGUCCACACUGAGAUUUGAUGACGAUCUUGAAGAGUCUGAUCCUAUAGUGGCAGAGAACCACGACAAGCUCUCGCGUCUCAGCUACUUGAAUCGCAUGGCUCGUGGUGAACUUGGCUCUGGCUCGGACAGCUCCGACUCGGACGACAGCAGCGGCGACGAGGUGGAAGCUGAUGUGCAAGAGGAAGAAGAGGAAAUUCCCAUGGGCGAAGAAACUAGACGUUUUGCUGUGCUCAACUGUGACUGGACGCGUAUCCGUGCUGUGGAUUUGUUUGCACUCUGCAACUCGUUUGCACCUGCUACAGGCGCCGUACAGAACGUGACUAUCUAUCCUUCAGACUACGGUCUUCAGAAGCUUAAAGAAGAAGAGCAGCAUGGACCACAGAACCUAUGGGAUCAUGACGUCAACAACCAGUUAAACGAGGAGAAGCAGGAAAAUGACGAUGAUCCGACCGAUGGUGACAACGAGGAGGCGAUUGCUAGUAAGGAUAGAGACGGCGAUUGCGGCGAUGACGAAGAGGAGGGCUAUGACUCCGAUGACCCGCUUGGCAUAAAGAAGAGCGUGACACUAGAAGAUGAGUCGGACGGUUUCGACCGCGAAAAGCUGCGCAAGUAUGAACUGCAGAAGCUGCGGUAUUACUAUGCUAUUGUGACUUGUGAUUCAGUGAAGACGGCUAGCGCAAUCUUCGACCAGUGCGACCAGCUAGAGUACGAGACCUCGUCUAACGUUCUUGACCUCCGCUACGUACCAGAUGACACGACGUUCACCAACACACCCAAAGAGUCGUGUGAGGGCGUGCCUGACCGGUACAAGCCAGCUAUCUUUGCCACGCUAGCGCUCCAGCAAACGGAUGUGAAGCUCACAUGGGAAGAAGAUGAUGAUCAGCGUCUCGAGUUGCUGACACGUCCCGCUGACUGGAAGGAUGCCGAUGAUGAUGACUUUAGGGCGUACCUCGCAUCUGACGUGUCGGACGCAUCGGAAGUUGAGACUGGUAGCGAAGAUAGUGAUGAGGAGAAUGAGGCAAAGAGCAAGACCGAUGUCAGCGAUUUGGACAGCAAGAAGAAGUCGAAGAAGGAGGUCAAAAUAAAAAAGCUGCGGAAUCGUUACCGAUCGAUGCUGCUCGGUAGCGACGCGGAGGAGGACGACGACGGUGAUGUAGUCGAAGGCCAUACGGGGGGAAGCACUGACGACGAAGAUGGAGCUGGUGACGAGGGUGAUAUGGAGAUGUCGUUUACGCCGGGUGCGGGCGAUGUCCUGAAGUCAAAGCGGCAGAGGGAGCUUGAGGCGACCGAGACGCCGUUCGAACGGUACACACGUGAGAAGAAACAGGAGAAAAACCGCAAGUUGCACGAGAAGCGGACACGGCAGAAACAGCUGGAGCGUGAGCAGCGUGAAGUGCUCAAGAAUAAGGGUCGUGGUGCGAAGGAGGUGAACUUGCUGCGCGAGGCUAUCAAUGGUGGUGGCAAGAACAGCGAUUGCGACAGCGGCGAUAGCGACGAGGACGAGCGCAACUUUGACAUGAAGAUGAUUGCCAAGCAAGAGAAGGUCAAGUCUUUGAAGGGUAAGCGCCGCGUCAAGGAGAUGAAGAAGCUGGUGAAGAAACGAGCGAGUGGCGAUUUGCAGGAGGGUUUCGAGUUUGACGCGGCCGACCCGCGUUUCGGUGCGCUCUACGCUAAGGGCUCGCAGUUCCAACUUGAUCCGACGGACCCGAAGUACAAAAAGACAGAGGCCACUCAGGCUAUCUUUAAGGAACGGCGGCAACGUUACGACACGGAUGCCAUUGGGGCCGAGCCUACUGAUUCUGGCGUAAAUGAUGCAAGUUGCGUCAGCGGCAAACACGCGUUGAAUGCUCUGGUCGAAAAUCUCAAGCGGAAGUCACAUCAGCAGCUCAGGAAGAAGGCCAAGAAGCAGAAGAACAGAUCAGCGACGGCGGGAGACAAGAGCUAG